Messenger RNA from Hypanus sabinus (Atlantic stingray), 2039 nucleotides. It is a transcript of the gene neff2, whose product is annotated as neuronal intermediate filament family member 2. The record is from RefSeq and is a predicted model, not a curated record. Lineage: Eukaryota; Metazoa; Chordata; Chondrichthyes; Myliobatiformes; Dasyatidae. Gene Ontology annotation, molecular function: structural constituent of postsynaptic intermediate filament cytoskeleton. Gene Ontology annotation, biological process: neurofilament bundle assembly. The transcript has 4 exons. Gene Ontology annotation, cellular component: cytoplasm; postsynaptic intermediate filament cytoskeleton; intermediate filament. Bases 53 to 1246 code for a protein of 397 amino acids.
GGGAGGAACCCAGAAGGAGCGAGAGAGAACUAGGAGAAACCCAGAAGACACGAUGAGCGCCUACGACCCUUUCAGCCCCUUGCGGAAACCUUGGGAUGACCACCGCUAUGGCCGCACCACCAAGUCCAGCAUCUCCUCCAGCCUGUACACCGUGCACCGCUCGACCACCCCCAAGCGCUCAGUGCGUACCAGCUCGAUGUCCUCGCUGCCCGACCUCUCCGAGCGGGUGGACCUGGCCCAGGUGAGUAGCCUGAACGCCGAGCUGCUGACUCUGCGCGCCCAGGAGCGGGAGCAGCUGAUGGACCUCAACGACCGCUUCGCCACCUACAUCGAGAAGGUGCACUUCCUGGAGCAACAGAACAAGGUGCUCCUGGUGGAGCUGGAGGCGCUCCGCCAGAAACAGAGCGACCCGUCCCGCCUGCACCAGAUCUACGAGGAGGAGAUCCGGGGACUGAGGGCUCUGGUGGAUGCCGAGAGCGCCGAGAAGGCCAGGAUGGAGGCGGAGAGGGAGCGUCUCCGUGAUGUCUACGGACAGGCCAAAGAAAGGUACGAGGAAGAGGUGAGGCUCCGCAUGGAGGCCGAGGGCGAGCUGCAGAAGGCGCGGGAGAGCGCCGACAAGGUGCUCCUGGCCAACAGCGACUUGGAGGGCUCCAUCAGCUCGCUGGUGGAGGAGAUCGCCUUUCUGAAGAAGGUACACGGCGAGGAAAGUGCCGAACUGGCGGCGCAGAUCCAGGCGGCGCACCUGACCGUGGAGGUGGAGGUAGCCAAGCCCGACCUGUCGGUGGCCUUGCGGGAGAUCCGCUGCCAAUACGAGAAACUGGCACAGAAGAACAUGCAGGCGGCCGAGGACUGGUACCGCACCAAGUUCGCCACCGUUUCCGAGCUGGCGAGCCGCAACAGCCAGGCGGUGCGCUCCAUCCGCGAGGAGACGGCCGAAUACCACCGGCUGCUGCAGUCCCGCCGCUCCGAGAUCGACGGGCUCCGCAGUGUCAUCGACUCCCUGCAGAAACAACUCGAAAGCCUGGAGGAGCGGCAGGCCAAGGAGGUUGGGAAGUACCAGGACCGCAUCAAUGAGCUGGAGAAGGAGAUCCACGAGGCGAAGCAGGAGAUGGCGCGGUACCUGAGGGAAUACCAGGACCUUCUCAACGUCAAGAUGGCUCUCGACAUCGAGAUCGCCGCCUACAGGAAACUUCUGGAAGGCGAAGAGUUCCGACUGAGUUUCUCGUCACUGCAGCCCUACAGUUAGAGCGUGGAUCCUGAGUAACCGUGCAGCCUCGCCCAUCACAUCCUCCCCUCCCCUCCACCCCACAGCCGGCUGCCCAGCUUCAUCCACCCCGUGAACACGUGUGUACACGCACCAGUGUGCGCGCACACUUACACGCAGUGGUGCAUUUGUGCAAGGUCACGCAUCUGACCCCCUCCCUUUGAUCACACACCUACCCAGUGGACAGAGCGAUGCGUGAUAACGGGGGGGGGGGGGAGAGGCUGAGGGGUUGGGGAACACUGGACCUGGACUCAACCUCCACACUCCCCUCUGUGAUCUCCCCCCCCCUCCAGAUACAGAGACAGACUCGCUUCACUGUCACAUGUACUGCGUCGUUUGUUUCGACAACCAGCAGUCUGAGGAUGUGCCCGCAUGCCCACGGAACUCCACUGAGGUCAGGCCUGCCUGGAGGGGGGGUGACUCUAGUAUGCUGCUCCCCCGUGACCUUGGCCUUUGAUCAAUGGUGAGGAUGCUUCCCCUGCCGAGGUUGGGGGUAGGGGGUGAAAUGCCCCAGGAUUCGAUGUUGGCGAGGCUGAUGGUGGAGUGAUGGAACCGCCCACACAGACACCCAUCCUUCCCUAAAACAUCAGCAGGACUCGUAGCUCACUGACAGAGAGAGAGAGAGAGAGACCUCUAAAGCAGGCCACCCACAGAUCACCGACACACAUACAGAGACCCCCUCCCACCCGACAUUGAGGCUGGGACACCGACACACAUACAGAGACCCCCUCCCACCCGACAUUGAGGCUGGGACACCGACACACAUACAGAGACC